UUUUUCCAUGAACAAACCCCAUACCAAGUUCUUACAUCUUCACAUACUUUUUUCUCUCUCAUACCCAAUCCGGGCGAUUAUUUUUCUGCGAUUUAAUCGCAUCUGGUCGCGUUCUCAACAAACGCAAGAAGAUUAAUCAUGUCUAAAUUUUUCGUAAGCGGUGGAGGAACAGCGACAGUGGGUCUAUUGAUGCUAUGGGCACUCUGGUUUUCAACACCCAGAUUCCCAGUCCCAUGGGAAAACGCUCGGGUCCCGGAAGAAAUCUCCACGGCGUUCAUAACCAUUCCGAUUAGUAACUGCAGCUCAAACACCACCAUCAUACACCACGACCCAACCAACACGACCGGUUACUUUUCAUACGACGACCCUGAUAACGCAACCUUCUACGACGACCCAGAUUUGGGUUACACUUUGGAAUCACCCAUCAACGAUUGGGACCAGAAACGUCAGGUUUGGCUUAACCAUCACCCGUCGUUGGCAGCCGGAGUGGGUGACCGGAUAUUCGUUCUGACCGGUUCUCAGCCGUGGGCGUGUAAAAAUCCAAUCGGAGACCAUUUCUUGCUGAGAUUGUUUAAGAAUAAGGUUGAUUAUUGUAGGAUUCAUGGGUAUGAUUUGUAUUAUAGUGAUGCUUUUAUGCAGCCAAAGAUGACUACUUUCUGGGCUAAGCUUCCUGUUGUUAGGGCAACGAUGGUGGCCCAUCCGGAAGCUGAAUGGAUUUGGUGGGUCGAUUCAGAUGCGGUUAUAACAGACAUUGAUUUCAAGUUUCCAUUAGAGAAGUACAAGGAACAUAACCUUGUUGUCGAUGGUUGGCCGAAUCUUAUUUAUGAGAACCGGAGCUGGAUCGGGCUUAACGCCGGCGUGUUUCUUAUCAGGAACUGUCAAUGGUCUCUAGAUUUUAUUCGGGUAUGGGCUAAUAUGGGUCCAAUGGGACCCGAUUACAAAAAGUGGGGACAGAUUUUAAAACAAACCCUGAAGGACAAAUCAUACCCAGAUUCCGACGACCAAUCUGCCUUAAUCUAUCUUCUAUUAGAACAAAAGGAAUCAUGGGCAAAUCGGAUUUACAUUGAGAAUAAGUAUGCUUUAAGUGGGUUUUGGGGUGGGUUAGUGGAUUCAUUUGAGAAUAUUACAAAGGGAAUAGAGGAGAUUGAAAAAGGGGAUAAGAGAUUGAGUAGACGGCACGCAGAGAAGGUUCGAGAAAGGUAUGGACGGCUGAAAGAGGAGGUUUAUGUGAAAGCAGGAAUCACUCGCCGGCCAUUUGUGACCCAUUUCACCGGAUGUCAGCCGUGCAGCGGCGAACAUCCGUCGUACUCCGAUGAAGCUUGUUGGGGUGGAAUGAAGAAAGCUUUGGAUUUUGCUGAUGAUCAGGUGGUUCGUGGAUUCGGGUUCAGGCGGAUUGAUGAUCGAAAUGGGUCAGAGAUUCUUCAGCCAUUGCCGCCGCCGCCGGCCAAUGCUUCAGCUUGAUCGGAUCUCCGACUAAAACGGGUAAUUACCUUGUUUUUUGCCGGUGUAUUUGUUUGCAAUAUGUAGCUAAUAUUGACUGUAUCAAUUAAAGUAAUUUAUUUUUAUGUAGAUUUUGUUUUUACUUGAAUGAAUUUUUUACUCCUUA
Messenger RNA from Impatiens glandulifera, 1606 nucleotides. Its product is annotated as glycosyltransferase 6-like. Gene Ontology annotation, molecular function: galactosyltransferase activity. Lineage: Eukaryota; Viridiplantae; Streptophyta; Magnoliopsida; Ericales; Balsaminaceae. The record is from RefSeq and is a predicted model, not a curated record. The transcript has a single exon. Gene Ontology annotation, cellular component: endosome; trans-Golgi network; membrane. Bases 139 to 1461 code for a protein of 440 amino acids.